Molecule: messenger RNA, 603 nt
Organism: Mesorhabditis spiculigera
Lineage: Eukaryota; Metazoa; Nematoda; Chromadorea; Rhabditida; Rhabditidae
Source: the annotation of a GenBank genome assembly
AUGCUGGCAUGCCCUCUCCCGUGUGUCGCUAGCGUCCCGUUUCAGGAGAACACCACCGAGGCAGAAAAUUCACAAUCUGGAUCCUUCUCACACUGCAGUCCCGCUAUCUAUCAAUGCAGCCAGGCCGGCUUGGAUGAACUUCCUAAUCGAACGGGAGCCGAGGACACGGCGCUGUUUUGCAACUCAAGCGGGCCGUGGCUGAAUGAAAGGAACCUCUGCCACUUCUACUACACUGCCCGCAUCAACACGCGCUGCGUCGACGUCGACAAGUGCAAUAUGGUGGCCUUCCGAUGUCCGAAAGCAAGGAUCGAGUUGACGCUGGCAGCCAUAGGAGCCCUGUUGCUCCUCGUCGCCUCUUCGAGCCUGCUCAUCUACCGGGUGUUGGUGCUGAUCUAUCCGCGAAUGGCAUAUACCGGCACGGCCAACAUCGCCAAGCGCGAGCAGUUGAGCCUCCGCAUCCAGCAGGCCUCCUUCAAGCAGGGCCAUCGUAACCCGGGAUUUUCCGGAGAUGAACCGGCAACCGGCAAACCCCACGCGGAUCCGGACGAGGAGCAGUACGUCGAGAUACGGCUUGACGAUGGGCCAGCGGAAUCCGAGCGUCGA